Messenger RNA from Physcomitrium patens, 3123 nucleotides. Its product is annotated as putative splicing factor 3A subunit 1. Gene Ontology annotation, biological process: mRNA cis splicing, via spliceosome; regulation of alternative mRNA splicing, via spliceosome. The record is from RefSeq and is a predicted model, not a curated record. Gene Ontology annotation, molecular function: RNA binding; protein binding. Gene Ontology annotation, cellular component: catalytic step 2 spliceosome; U2 snRNP; U2-type prespliceosome. NCBI's taxonomy places the organism in Eukaryota, Viridiplantae, Streptophyta, Bryopsida, Funariales, Funariaceae.
CAUUCGAACGGGAAUGACGUCGCGACCAGUCGGACCUCGAAAACCCCGAUGGCCCUUUAUAGGGUUUGAAGCCCGGACAAUAAACAGAGGAGGCUUCAGCUGGGGAACUUGGAGGAUCUGGUUCAACCCUCUGGACAUGGCGCCUUGAAGGAAGAGCCGUUGUUGCACCAGGUAUUUGCUUCUGUUUUGCUCGCAUUUGAAGGGAAAGAGGAAAAAGUAAAAGAAGUAUUAGUGUUUCCAGUCGCAUGCUGGUUCGAGCUGAGGUUUUGCAACAAUUUAGAGAUGCCAGGAAUAGGCGAGGUACUGGCUCUGCCAGCGCCUCCCGAGGGCGGGCUGGGAGUGUUGCCGGAGGCACAGCUACCUGCUGAUGUCAAUAUGAAAGAAGCGCCAGUGGCGCACAAGGCGCCGCAGAUGGUAGCUACGCAGACGAAGACGAUUGGUAUGAUCCACCCUCCUCCCGAUAUUCGUAGUAUUGUGGACAAGACGGCGCAGUUCGUUGCCAAGAACGGCCCUGAAUUUGAGAAGAGAAUUCUUGCGAACGAGAAGAACAAUGUGAAGUUUAAUUUUUUGAAUGCUCUGGAUCCAUAUCAUGCAUAUUAUCAGCAUAGAGUUUCGGAAUUUAAGGCGCAGCUCGCUGCACCUGCCGUUGCUGGGCCGAUGAAUGUGUCGGUGAAUGAAGAAGCUGAAGCCAAACCUCCACAGGAACAAGCAGAUGUUGAUGCAAUAAAAGUGGGUGCCGUUAAACCCCCUGGGAAAGUAUUGGAGCCUCCGGAACCAGAUGCGUAUACAGUGCAUGUGCCUGAACUGGCUACAACCUUAGAUGUGGAUAUUAUUAAGUUAACAGCCCAGUAUGUCGCACGAAAUGGGAAAAGUUUUCUCACAGGGUUGACGAGCAGGGAGCAUUCGAAUCCCCAGUUUUACUUUUUGAAGCCUACUCACAGCAUGUUCACUUUCUUCACGGCGUUGGCCGAUGCUUAUUCGAAGGUUUUGGUGCCUCCGAAGGGCCUGGUGGACAAGCUGAGAAAGGACGUGGGGAGUAAAACGGGUAUUUUAGAGCGUUGUUUGAAUAGGUUGGAAUGGGAGAGAUCUCAGGCUGCAGCGCGGCAGAAAGCGGAAGAUGAAAUUGAGCAAGAGAGGAUGCAAAUGGCUUUGAUAGAUUGGCAUGACUUUGUGGUUGUGGAGACAAUCGAAUUCGCUGAAGACGAAGACGGUGAAUUGCCGCAACCUAUGACUCUGGAAGAGGUAAUUGCCAGAAGCAAGUUGACGCCCGCGGAUGAGGAGGAAGUGGAGGCGACCGAAGAAGGCAAAGAAAUGGAGAUGGACAUGGACGAAGAGGAGCUGCAAUUAGUGGAGGAGGGUAUGAAAACUACGACGAUUUCAGAGGGCAAGGAUCCAGCUUAUGAUCAAGCAGAUGAGGAAGAGGACGUACCCAUGAGAAUUGUGACGAACUGGAAACGACCCGAGGAGCGGGUGGCAGCAGAGAAGGAUGUCUUGAAGGUGGUUGUGUCCCCGAUCACAGGUGAGUUGAUACCUGUGAAUGAGAUGGCGGAGCACAUGCGCAUCUCGCUUAUCGAUCCCAAGUACAAGGAACAGAAGGAGCGCAUGAUGGCGAAAUUGCGGGAGACUACACUGGCUACAGACGACGAGAUUUCACGGAAUAUUGUGGGGUUAGCACGCACUCGACCGGACAUUUUCGGGACAACUGAAGAGGAAGUAUCCAACGCGGUGAUGGCAGAGAUAGAGAUAAAAAAAGACGAGCCAAAACAAGUUAUAUGGGAUGGUCAUACGGGUAGCAUUGGUCGCACAGCUUCUCAAGCUCUGGCUCAAACGAUGACGAGCGAUGAGCAAAUAGCUGCCAUAAAUAGAGAGAAAGCCAAUCUGACUCCUGAUGGAAGACCUCUUCCUGGACCUUCUGUACCCCCCGUCCCAAGGUUAGCUCCCACACCAGCACGUCCACCUAUGCCUCCUCCAGGUCUGGCAUUAAAUAUACCUCGGCCUCCCAAUCUAGCAGGGCAGAUUUCGAGCGGAUCCCAAUCACUCCAGCCCCCUCCUCGACCAGCAAUGGUUCUUCCUGCACCUCCUGUGAGGCCUGCACCCGCUCCUCCUACUCUUCCCACCCCAGCUGUGAUGCUUGUUCGUCCUCCCCCUCCUGCUCCUCAUAUGUUGAUCCCCCCUGUAGGUUCUGCACCUAAUCAGUAUACUCCAUUGCCUCCACCACCUCCAAGGCCAUAUCUCCCACCUGUGGCAUUGCCACCCCCGCCACCUCAGUUGGGUAUGCCUCCUCCUCCCCCUGAUGAAGCUCCACCGCCACCUCCAGAAGAGCCCGAACCGAAGAGGCAAAAACUUGAUGAAAUUCUUCUUCUGCCGGAGGACCAGUUUCUUGCUCAACAUCCGGGUGCUGUACGAAUCCGUGUUUCAGUUCCAAUGGUUGAAGGCGAGUCUAAUUUCAGAGGCCAGACCUUGGAGCUGACGGUGUUAUCUUUGUCGGAAUCGAUCAAAAGUCUCAAAGAGAGAAUUGCAGGGGAGGUUCAACUGCCAGCUAACAAACAGAAGUUGAGCAGUCAAGCUGGGUUUUUAAAAGACAAUCUCUCUCUUGCUUAUUACAAUAUUGGUCCUGGAGAUAUCCUAACCCUGGGUCUCAAGGAGCGUGGUGGUAGAAGGUAAGGAAGAUGUACAUUAGUCAUACAGAUCAGCUGUCCAAGAAGCAUCCGACCUGCUUUUCUGUUUGUGUAGCAGUCCUCCAAAUAGGCACUCGUGGUAAUCCUGCACCUCCCAAGACGCCAUUUUAAAGUGGGUCGUAGUAUACAUUCAGGACAUUCUUGACUGAUAGACUAGAUGACCCGAAACAGCAAAGAUCCUUAACAAGAUCCUCAUUUGGAUAGUCAGUUGAUUCUGUGGACAAGGGUCACGUUGCUUGUUUCAGUAGGCUACAAAUCAGCAGAUGAGGCAACUAGUUGUAAACUGGUUUGUAAGGAAUUUGGUAUAGCAGGUAACUCAAGUAGGUUGCAGUGUCGUGAGCACUUCAAUGUCGGGCAUCCCAAGAACGUCAUGUUUGUUUUUGGAGUCUUCCAAAUGAUUAAUGCGGAUUUUAAAACUCAGUUGAUAAUUCGGACCACAUUUUAA